UGUAAAUGUUAGUCCGUCGGUAUUCUGUACCGUCUGCGGGUGUUCGUGUUCCUUCAAAUCGGUACGCAGUGCCGUCCGCGGGUAAACUUGUUUUCAAUCUUGUGCUCAGAUAAAUUAAUAGUAUGUCUCGGUUUCGUCAAAUUUACGGAGAUGAUAAGAUCGCAGCAGUUUUACAAGAGCUAGAAGACAAAGUUGAAGUUAAUGAUGCUGAUCCAAUUGCUGACUUUAGUGAUGAUAGUGAGGGGGAAGAUGAGGUAAUAUUACCUAACGAUCAAUCAAGUGACAGCGAGUUAUCAAUAGACGAACGAGAUAGCAAUCCACCUCCAUCUGUAAGUCUUAAUGAUAAUGCCGACUUUGACGUUUUUAUAGGAAAAAAUGGAGAGACUUUUUGGUUCAGCAAUGCUUUAGCUUUGCCUAAACAAAAAAUUAAGUCUAAAAAUAUAGUAAAAAUUUUACCAGGACCGACAGGUUUUUCAAGAGAAGCCAAAAGUGAAAAAGAUAUUUUUCUAAAAUUUUUUCCACUUGAAAUAAUUGACAAAAUUGUUUUGUGCACUAAUAAAUUCAUUGAUAAGCGAGCUAACAAAAUCCAUAACAGAUGUAUUGAACUGGGCAAUGAAUUCAGGAGUAGGGAAUUCAAAACGACUACAAGAGGCGAAAUGUUGGCCCUAAUAGGAAUAUUUUUCUAUAUGGCCACAUGCAAGACAAAUCGAGCGAACACGAAAACUUUUUGGAAAACAGACGGUACUGGUAUGGUAUUAUUUCACGCAGCGAUGAGUUAUAAUAGAUUCUUCUUCUUAUUGCAAGCUCUUCAGUUUGAUGAUUUGGAUACUCGGAAUGAAAGACAAAAAUCUGAUAAACUUGCAGCAGUAAGAGAAAUGUACACAACUUUCAAUGAAAAUUGCAUGAAAAAUUAUUCUUCUUCUGAAUUCGUUACUAUAGAUGAAAUGUUGUACGCUUUUAGAGGAAGGUGUGGGUUUAUACAAUACAUGCCAACCAAGCCUGAAAAUAUGGACUUAAAUUUUACGCAUUGUGCGAUGCGAAAACAUUUUAUGUUCAUAAUUUUGAGAUAUAUUGUGGCAAACAAAAACCCGGACAGUUCUUCGUAUCCAACAAACCACACGAUAUUGUUAUGCGACUUAUUGAACCUCUUAAGAACUCAAAACGAAAUUUGACAACCGACAAUUAC
Sipha flava (yellow sugarcane aphid) is the source of this 1186-nucleotide messenger RNA. RefSeq lists its product as uncharacterized. The transcript has 2 exons. The record is from RefSeq and is a predicted model, not a curated record. NCBI's taxonomy places the organism in Eukaryota, Metazoa, Arthropoda, Insecta, Hemiptera, Aphididae. Bases 123 to 1172 code for a protein of 349 amino acids.